This is a messenger RNA of Trypanosoma cruzi, 2955 nucleotides long. RefSeq lists its product as uncharacterized. Lineage: Eukaryota; Euglenozoa; Kinetoplastea; Trypanosomatida; Trypanosomatidae. Gene Ontology annotation, cellular component: axoneme. Gene Ontology annotation, biological process: regulation of cytoskeleton organization. The transcript has a single exon. The coding region runs from base 1 to 2955 and encodes 984 amino acids. The record is from RefSeq and is a predicted model, not a curated record. Gene Ontology annotation, molecular function: microtubule binding.
AUGGAUUUGGAGUCAUCAAUACAGCGUGAGGGGUUACCGCGUGAGGUGUUGGUGUGGCUACGAACUCUGCAACUCCCCCGUGUUGUGCGACACCCAAAGCGAGACUUCUCCAAUGGCUUUCUUGUGGCAGCUAUCUGCUCUCGUUACUGGAGCAGCGUCAGUAUGCACUCCUACGAGGACAGGAUGAGCGCCGCUCAGAAGCGCAGCAAUUGGGAGCUGCUGCAAAAACAGUUUGCGCUGAACAACUGCCCACUGAGUGAGCGCAUGAUCAAUGGGAUGAUUGCAUGCCGCGAGGAGUACGCCAAUUCCUUCCUUCGGCAGCUGUACGAACACCUCACCGGGCGGAUGAUUGUCGAGGCGGCACCACUGACGGCAGCGGAGGUGUCACAACCACGAACGUUCCUGCCGCAAUCUGUGCCGCCUGCGCCAUCAAGAAAAAUCAGCGUGGAUUUUGUCACCCCAUCCGCGGACACACCUAAAAGGACAACGUCACGUGUGAGGGAGCUUCGGUCAUCGAAUUUGAUGGCGCUGGCGAAGUCCGAGAGCAUCUCUUCCGUCCCAGUGGCGAAGAAUUAUGUCAUCCAUGCCAUCGCCGGCGAACAAAUGAGCGAUGACAAGAAUGCCGAUGACGCAGAGGAGGAGAAGGAAGAAAAAGGCGGCAGCGACAGCGACGGUGAAAAGAAAAAGCAGCGUGGGGAACAAAAGAUGGAGUUUUUUGUGUCGUUGCGCCCCGCGGAAGUGCAACAGACAGUGGUCCGUGCCGUACCCCAAGGCAGUGGGCAAAACGCAACACGGGACGAAAAGAAACGGCAGCAGCGGCAGCAGCAAAAACAACAACAACAACAACAACAACAAUCUGAUGAAAUGCAGUCUGGCACGUGUGAUGCUACGGCGUUGGAGACCAUCGAGUCAAUUGUACGGAAGCAGGCGGCUGGACAGGGGUGGAUAUGUGUACGCGAUGAACCCACCGCCUUUACGAAUUACUUCCUAUUUGAAGAGAACAACUUGGGGGCAUUGCUGCAUUGUCGCCUGUGGAGUACUUUGCUUGGGAGUGUCAGUGAUUUGGCAGAUCGCAUCUUACGUCACGGUGGCUUUAUGGCCGACAUCGCCGCCCUCUUCCUGCAACGACCACUUCCAGAAGAAACAAUUAAUCAACAGCGACAUCAACUGCAGGUGGAUAAUGGUUCCACCACACCGAAAUUGUGGAAGAAAAUGGCAUCCCCGCGAGGAAAUUCAGGGUCUAAGCGGUUUGUGUUUCUCGCAUCUCUGCUCUCAAGUAUUUCCGAUGUUGAUAAAUUUCUUGCUGUGUCGAUGUAUUACGAUGACAUUUUGCCCCAUUCCGCGGAGGCAAUGCGUGCACUUGACCGCGUCACUGCCGAUGAAUACGCCUCACUGCUUUGUGCCGCCUUACCCUCCGAUCGAAAGGCCGCCGCCCGACUGCUACCGGACAUGCUCCUAGCAACCGACAAUUUUAUUACAGUGUCCAACACCUUCGAGGCAAAACGCAGUUAUUAUCUUUUUCUGCGUGCGGUUCUUUUACGAUUAUCACGUAAUGAGCGUUGCGGUUCGUUGCGAAACAAACGAUAUUCUUGUAGCACGGCCACGACGACAACGACAACAACAACAACGGCUCAUGAUCCACUUCUAUUAGCUGCCUUUGAAAUUAUUGGGCACAAUUGUGUGUCUGCCCUCACUCAUGAAUCUUCAACGGUGCGACUUGUGGGGGUUUAUCUUGCAGAGGCACUUGCAUUUGCAGGUUGCUCUACUGUAUCUUUGUUUAUGGAUAUUUUGCCGUUUCUAAGUGCAUGCAUGAAACUUGCUUCACCGCUGUUUAAGUGUGUCUGUGCGGCGUGGAUGCGAACAGCCAUGAAACGUCUUUGCAAUCCUUUUGGAGAAGAGAAACGUGAAACAGAAGUUAGAGAGGUGUAUGACGAGGAGGUGAGCGCAUAUGCGGGACCUUAUCUAUCGGCUAUUAUGCAAAAUCUCUAUGAUGUAUUGGUGACACCAGGGCGGUUGAAAGUAAGGACAUACAUCGCGGAACAACUGGCAUUGUGUCUUCAUGACAUUCCUGAUGUGGAGGAUAUGCGACGAUUAUUUAACCCGGAGAAAUUGGCAGUAGCCAUUUUUUCCGUCUUUCAAACUGCCCCACCUGAGCUUGUGGCAAGAUUUAUCAAACCACCAUCGUCUGCGGACGGAAGAGUGAGUGCCGGGGGAGAAUAUAAUGGGCAGAUGUCGUCAGGGGGCGUAAGCUGCCCACUGCUUGGUCCAUUGCUUGUUGACGGAUCAUUAAUUGACUGUUAUCCAUUGGCGCUAGCUGAGGCGAUUCUGACGGUGUUUCCACUGGAAUCGGGCGGCCCAAAAUCAACUCCGACGCGUGAAACGGCCGCCUCUUUUCCCAUGGGCCAUCGGGGGGCUAACAGCCCCGAUGGAAUGGCGAUGACAUCGCGGCAGAUCAUGACGAAGGCGAACUUGAUGCUGCGGGAGCGUAUGGUGCCGGUGGAUGUUGCACAACGCGUGACGUGGAUGUACAAACUCAUUGUCGCCAGCAGGAGCGGUUGCGGGUUCCCAAAGAGGCCCGCAUCUCUCAACGAGACGGCCGCGACGAAGCGGUGGAAUGCCGUCAUGCGACAGAUGUACCGUGACAUAGCCGUUUUGUCCGCCGCGGCGGAGAUGCUCUGCACGCAAAAGGGGGCUCUUACCGACAAUGCUACAAACGCCAUUGCACAAAUGGCGGGAAUGGCGCAGCAGAUCGUUUUGCGGUGGCACACGGAACUCAAAAACGACGGCGCACCGCCGCCGAGGCCUUUAGUCUCAAGUCCAGUCACCUCUUCCGAGCGGAUGCUGCUGGCGAUGGAGUGGUACCACAAUUCAUUUGGCGCAAUGACACCAAAGGAACAGCAAAAACAGCAGCAGCAGCAGCUGAACCGUGUCCCCGCUGCGCCCUCUCGUAAUUAA